Messenger RNA from Schizosaccharomyces cryophilus OY26, 1737 nucleotides. Its product is annotated as histone deacetylase complex subunit Rxt2. The transcript has 5 exons. The coding region runs from base 8 to 733 and encodes 241 amino acids. Gene Ontology annotation, biological process: negative regulation of rDNA heterochromatin formation; negative regulation of silent mating-type cassette heterochromatin formation. NCBI's taxonomy places the organism in Eukaryota, Fungi, Ascomycota, Schizosaccharomycetes, Schizosaccharomycetales, Schizosaccharomycetaceae. Gene Ontology annotation, cellular component: Rpd3L complex; cytosol. The record is from RefSeq and is a predicted model, not a curated record.
AUAACUCAUGCCAAAAUCCAUGAAACAAUUAGAAGAGCAAAUUGAGAGGUUUAAAGAAGCUCUUUUUGAGGAUUCUGAUGCCACUGAUUCAGAUUCUUCUAUAGGAGAGUCAUUAACAAAUCGUGGAUUGAAAAGAAAAAGUAAUUCCAGGUCCGUCUAUUAUGGGUCUAUGGGCAAUUCGGUCGGUACUUCUGUCGACGUAGAUUACUACAGCAUUGGAAAUACAAAGCGUGGCGUUAUUUCCCAUUAUCGACGACGCGCUGAACCAGAAUGGUUAGACCACGAUAAUCCUUACCACGAUGUAAAUAUGAACGAAACCAUGGCUCCUUUGACCAAUCCACAAAACAUAUUUACGCAUCCUGGCAUUGCAUACAUAUUUGAACAGAAUUAUCUCAACAUCUUAGCUGCUUCAGCGCAUGAAAGUAUUUCUUCAGAACAUAAGUAUGCUGCUCAACUUCAGCAGUUACUGUCAGUUUUGCUGGGUGACGACCCAUCUCUCACACAAGCGCCUCAUGAGGUGUUUGGGAUCACUCCGGAGCAAUGUAAAGAGCUUAGCGGGACUGUACAGAAAGCUCUUGAAAAAAGCAGGGAAUUCAUUCGGUGUUGGUCAAAUGUACGGAUGGAUUUACUACGCGCGAUUCGCUUUAAAGACAAAGUUUUGACUUAUUGCCAAGGAGAAAAUUAUGAUGGUAUGGUGAAUCAUGAGGACAAAGAUGCUCAAAAAAACGAAUAAUUUUCACCAAAAAGAUGUUAUUGUUGCUUCUAUAAUGUAUUUCUGAUUACAGGAAACAGUGCCUUUUUUAUAUGUAUACCUUUUUUGUACAUUAAUUGUCUCAUUUAAUGGAUUAUCGAGUUCUUAUGUUUUCUAUCUUAAAACAAGCUGUUUAUAUAUUUUUUUGUUGAUUUGGGGAUUAGAGGAAAUGAAAAUCACCGGACUAGGAAAUUCUUUUCAUAAAACACGCAAGUAUACUUAAAUUAUGAUGAAACCGCUACUCUGAAUGAUAGAAUCUGGUCUACUAUGAAUCACUCAAAAGUCUUAAUUAAUAAACCCUCAAGUUUCAGCGUGCAUUUUUUUCCCUUAUGAUGAAAAUAUGAAGGAAAUUAUCUAGUGGAAACAAAUGAAUAUAUAUAUAAGCUUAGUUGGCCAUGAAGCAAAGGUCAUUUACGCUGCCAAAAUGCCGUUCUCGUAAUGUUUAUUAAUAUAUGCUGUGAUGAGAUUAUACUUUUUUAUUUUCCUAAAGGGCUAUUGCAAGAAGGCCGUCGUCAAACAACUUUCUGAAUCCGGAGAUCAUCGUCCUUAUUUGUCCUCUUUUCAUUAAAAAUUUCACCAAGAUAUGGACUGCUACUUCACUGCCCAGUGGCUACGAAUUAUUUCGCGAAAAACCGACACCAGGUUGUUUGUUACUUUAUAAAGAUCUAAGAUAUAGAUUUCUGCGGUGAUAGAUUCAGUGAAAGAUUGAUCAAGCGUGUGAUCAUCAGAAGCUUAUUGACCUCUGACUUUGUAUAAAAUGGUUUCCAUUGGACCCUUGUUCCUUUAAUUCUUUGAAACUUUUUACUCUCGUUUAAACGGGUUUUUUAUUCACUUUGCAGCCCUUAUAACCAGUCCUAUUUAAUCAAGCGAGUUAAUUCCAGCUACUACCAAUCUUUACACUCUAUCGCUGAGCAUCCUUAUAUUCCUUAUUGCAUCUUCUUAAUCACCAAGUCAAAUCAGUUUGACUGUCACCUAUUUAACCUACU